Messenger RNA from Hipposideros armiger (great roundleaf bat), 1840 nucleotides. It is a transcript of the gene PPT2, whose product is annotated as palmitoyl-protein thioesterase 2. The transcript has 9 exons. Gene Ontology annotation, molecular function: thiolester hydrolase activity; palmitoyl hydrolase activity. The record is from RefSeq and is a predicted model, not a curated record. Lineage: Eukaryota; Metazoa; Chordata; Mammalia; Chiroptera; Hipposideridae. Gene Ontology annotation, cellular component: lysosome. Bases 256 to 1167 code for a protein of 303 amino acids.
AGUUCCACUGCCCCUCCGGUCCCAGUCCUGAGUUGCGGGGGACGCUGGCAAGGUUGCCAGGGAAAGCCCCGGACGUGACGGCUGAGCGCGACCCCGAGCAGCCGCCCCUCUCCUAUCCGUCAUUCCCGUGCGCACGCUGUCCUUACCCCCUUUCCCUUCCCCCGGUGGGUUCCAGACAAGGGAGAAGUAAACAGCGGGUGGAGCGAGGCUCUCGGAGCCAGGCCAGGCCCUCAUCGCCCCUCCUCAGGCGAGAGCAUGGUGGAGCUCCGGGGGCCGUGGCUCCCCUCGGCUGGUUUCCUGCUCCUGUUGCCCUUCCUGCUGCUGCUGCUGCUGCCUGCAGUCCCCGCACACCAUCGCGCUUCCUACAAGCCGGUCAUCGUGGUGCACGGGCUGUUUGACAGCUCAUACAGCUUCCGCCACCUACUGGAAUACAUCAACGAGACACACCCUGGGACUGUGGUGACAGUGCUCGAUCUCUUCGAUGGGAGAGAGAGCUUGCGGCCACUGUGGGAACAGGUGCAAGGGUUCCGAGAGGCUGUGGCCCCUAUCAUGGCAAAGGCCCCUCAAGGGGUGCAUCUCAUCUGCUACUCACAGGGGGGCCUGGUAUGCCGGGCAUUACUGUCUGUGAUGGAUGAGCACAAUGUGGAUUCUUUCAUCUCUCUCUCCUCUCCACAGAUGGGGCAGUAUGGAGACACGGACUACUUGAAGUGGCUCUUCCCUACCUCCAUGAGAUCUAACCUCUAUAGGAUCUGCUAUAGCCCCUGGGGCCAGGAAUUCUCCAUAUGCAACUACUGGCAUGACCCCCACCAUGAUGACUUGUAUCUCAAUGCCAGCAGCUUUCUGGCCCUGAUCAACGGGGAAAGAGACCAUCCCAAUGCCACUGCAUGGCGGAAGAACUUUCUUCGAGUGGGCCGUCUUGUGCUGAUCGGGGGUCCUGAUGAUGGUGUUAUUACCCCCUGGCAGUCCAGCUUCUUUGGUUUCUAUGAUGCAAAUGAGACGGUCUUAGAGAUGGAGGAGCAACUGGUUUAUCUGCGGGAUUCUUUUGGGUUGAAGACUCUAUUGGCCCGAGGGGCCAUAGUGAGGUGUCCAAUGGCUGGGAUUGCCCACACAGCCUGGCACUCCAACCGCACCCUUUAUGAGACCUGCAUUGAACCCUGGCUCUCCUGAGGACGUCCCCAGGGAUCCCCCAGGAACUCCCUGGCCCAGAGACCAAGUGGUGGCCUUGGAAAGCAGAUGCCAGGCUCUUUUGUGCCUGUGACCACAUCAUUGCUCCCACACUGCCCCCACCAACCAGGGCUCCCAGGACCUCCCUCCUCUGCUCCAUGAAUGACAAAUCCUGGUCUCCCCCACCUCAUGUCUUCAUUGGGGGGGUGCUCCAUGCUCUCCCAUCCUCCCAAGGCUGAGGCUGGGAAGUGAGAAACCAAUUUUUUAACUUGUGUCUGCUCCUCCAUCUCUUGCUGUACAGGAGGAGAACCCAGCCCCUGCCCACCACAGGGGUCUCCUUCCAGGCCACUCAGGACAUUUUUAGCUUCUGUUCUCUCCACGUUCCUUUUUCCUCUGAACUCCCCUGUCGUCAGCCCUCCCAACCCCCAAGAAGGAUGACCCAUGAGAGUGGGGUUCUGAGGCUCCCCUAUGGGGAUAGUUCCAUUCUUGAAGUGUCAGUGUUGGGGAAUAUCUGUGGCCUGCAAGGCCCAUCUCAGGUUUGGGGAUCCCCCAGUCCCUAUGUUUAGUGUUGGGGUACCCCCUGGGAGCCCAGUUUCUUUGAGGCCCCAGCCCCUCUUUUAACUACCCUUGAAUGGGUAUUACCUUAUAUUUAUGGAAAUAAAGUUCCAUUUCCUCA